Messenger RNA from Acinonyx jubatus (cheetah), 1717 nucleotides. RefSeq names its product three prime repair exonuclease 2 (gene TREX2). Gene Ontology annotation, biological process: DNA catabolic process. Bases 729 to 1439 code for a protein of 236 amino acids. The transcript is spliced from 2 exons. Gene Ontology annotation, molecular function: nucleic acid binding; 3'-5'-DNA exonuclease activity. Gene Ontology annotation, cellular component: cytoplasm. NCBI's taxonomy places the organism in Eukaryota, Metazoa, Chordata, Mammalia, Carnivora, Felidae. The record is from RefSeq and is a predicted model, not a curated record.
CACCUGGCCUUGCCAGGUCAGGCUCCGCCACUCUUCCUCCUUCCUGGUGGCCUCUGCUAAGGGUCUCUUAGAUAGUACGGGUCAUUGCACCUGUGAAACGGAUAGUAUCUCCCCUUCCCGGUGGGGAUGAGCUUGUGAGAUGUGCGAGCCACGGCCAGGCAGCACAGAAGCCGCCCCAAGAUCACUGGGGCGACACUGAGGUCCCAUCCUGAAUGCGCCCUUCCCUUUACUGGCCGAGCAUGGCUUGUGCAAGCACCUCUUUGCUGCUCCUAGGCCCCCUUUAGCCUCAUGAGGGGCUGCUGGGUCCCCUGUGACCCAGGUGGAGCGGUGCCCUGGAGGGGAAGGCUUGCCACCUUGGUGGGAGGGGCCUCGGCUCGGCUGCCGUGUCCUGGCGCUGCUCAGACUCGUGUUUCCUCCUCGUGCCUGUGAUGACAUGUUCUUCCAGCUUGUGGGGAGCCUUGCGUGUGGCCCGGGAGCCUGCUUUCCAAUCUGUAAACAUGGGGCGUAUGUCUCAGCAGCUGUGAGUGAGCGAGGGGGUGGCAAGCCGGCCGCACAGGUCCUGCGGCCUUAGGCCUCCUCGUUGCCCAACAGGCGGCUGGGGGCGGGCCGUGGCCACUGAUUAAAGGCCGCCUGGAGCAGCCUGUGUGGAGACAGGUGCCCAGCAGCCCAAGAAGCCGGCGAGCAGCCGCCCCAGCUUUAGGCUUUGCUGUCCCCGUGAGCACAUCACUAUGUCCGAAGUGCCCCGGGCCGAGACUUUCGUCUUCCUGGACCUGGAAGCCACUGGGCUCCCCAGUAUAGAUCCCGAAGUGGCCGAGAUAUCUCUGUUCGCGGUGCACCGCUCCUCCCUGGAGAACCCAGACCGAGAUGAGUCUGGUGUCCCCGUGCUGCCCCGGAUCCUGGACAAACUCACGCUGUGCAUGAGCCCAGAGCGUCCUUUCACCGCUAAGGCCAGCGAGAUCACCGGCUUGAGCAGUGACAGCCUGGCCCAGUGCCGGAAGGCCGGCUUUGACAGCUCCGUCGUGCGGACUCUACAGGCCUUCCUGAGCCGCCAGGAGGGCCCCGUCUGCCUCGUGGCCCAUAAUGGCUUCGAUUACGACUUCCCACUGCUGUGCACAGAGCUGCGGCGCCUGGGCGCCCACCUGCCCCCGGACACCAUCUGCCUGGAUACACUGCCUGCGCUUCGGGGCCUGGACCGCGCCCACAGCCAUGGCACCCGGGCCCAGGGCUUUAAGGGUUACAGCCUGGGAAGCCUCUUCCGCCGCUACUUCCACGCCGAGCCGAGUGCUGCCCACUCAGCCGAGGGCGACGUACAUACCCUGCUCAUGGUCUUCCUGCACCGCGCAGCUGAGCUGCUCGGCUGGGCAGACGAGCAGGCCCAGAGCUGGGCCCGCAUCGAGCCCAUGUACGAGCCACCCGAUCGUCCGAGCGUUGAAGCCUGAAUGCCGGGGGCUCGGUGACGCCACCGCCCAGGGGUGUGAGGCCCGCCCCCAGCACCAUGGGCAGCACCAGCUCUGACCAUUCAGUCGGGCCCUGGGGCCCGGAGCCGGCAGCGGACCGGUGUCCCACUGUCCCUCUCCCCAUCCUCUGAGCUGGCUGUCCCUGGGCCUGCGCAUCUGCCGGGCUUUCUCCCUGCCCGGGCCUGCCCAGCCUUGUAGCCCCAGAGCUCCCUGCUGGCCACCCCUCACCUGGCCUCUCAAUAAACAUGGACGAGUACUCA